AUGGAAGACAUUCCUCCUCAUAUGGGCCACAUAAACCUGAAUCCAAUACUUGAUUUCAACACCUCAUGGAAUGAUACGGAAGCGCAAGCGGAAGUCUUUGGUGAGGGUGGCAACAAUGUAUCGAUUCCGCAUCUGGCCACGCCGCCAGCCCAUGGCGACGUCGACGGGACCCAUGUACGUGGAAGCAACGAUGACAACGACAUUAGCAUGCACGGCACGGAGGAGGGUCCCAUACCGGUUGAUGAGCCGGCUGACGAGGACCGCAUGCAUAUUGACAGUGACGUUGACGCCGGUGAGGAUGAAGCCGGCCAUGGCAAUGAAGGUGGCGACGGCGGCGACCAAGGCGAUGGCGGUGAUUCUGAUGGUUUCGAUAUCAUGGCCAAUUUGGACAACUGGCUGUCUGGCGUUCGUGCUGACGAAUCAUCGACAAAUGGGCCUUGCAUGUUAACUCUCAGGGACCGCUGCUUUGCCGCAGUUGUGAGGCUUCGAGCCCGCAAAGCCGAGCUACGACAACAACUAAGCCUUGCUUGUGAGCAGAACGAACAGCAUCGGAUGGAAAUUCGCAGCCUUGAGCGGAAAGUUGCUGAGCUGACGGAAAUGGUGCAAAGACUCCAACUCCAGCACCUCGGCCGUCAGCAUAACAAACGGACAUGGCCCGGCACUCUACGGGACUUCUUGACAAUGGGCCCUAGCGACCCUUGCUUUUCGAGUUACAAAGCCAUCUGGAGGCUGUGCUCGAGGGAGGAAAAUAUGUCACCGGAUCUGCAAAAAACCUUGCGGGGCUUGGUCUUCCGAGAGCCGCGUGCCGACGACAUGCAGGCCCAACUCGCCGGUAAUCGUUCGAAUGCCAUGGCAGGCCCUUCGCAGGUAGUCUCGCCGCCUCCGCAUGGUGAACGUUCUGAUCCGCAUCCUUCGGCAUUCAUGGCAGGCCCUUCGCGGGUAGUCUCGCCACCUCCGCAUCCCUCGCUGCCGGCGAACGUUCUGAUCCGCAUCCUUCGGCAUGUCCUGGUCGUUCCCGGCCGGCUCAUCCAUGCCUUGUCCCGACUCGACCCCUACGUGCCGCCCCAGGUGCCGGAGGAUGCCAACGAGCGGAUUCGUCUUCUGCAUAGAUUCCACAUCGGAGACGAGUCCGUGAGCCUGACGUGGGCGACGAAGCCAAACGACUUGCUGGCACCGCUGCGUGUCAGCAAAGACUUUCUCUUCUGGGGAGUCCACCUCUUCUACGGCCUCAACACGUUCGCCUUUUCCUCCCUCGGCGAGUUUGGAAGAUUUGCCCACGGCAUCGGACCGAGGCUUCAGCGCGUUCGCCAUGUACAGAUAUUCUGGACCGGCUCCCAACGCCUUACCUACCCGGGCAAGAAAUAUAUUUCGAGGCGGACCCAGCCGCUAAUGUGGCUGGGGAAGAUGCUCAGGCUCCAGACCUUGUGCGUGUGGAUUCAGGAGAGUUCCUCGUUCUACAUGAGACGAAAGCACGAGCCGGACCAUGUGGUAAAGCACUGGGCAGACGAGACCGCAACGAAAGCAAACUAUAGAAGAUGCCGAUCGUUGCGCACCGUGCAAGGCAUGGAUUACGUUUAUUGGCUCCGCGGCAUGAGAACGGUCGAGUUCUUUGACCAGGACAACGGAGGAUGUCCGGUGCGAGAUACGACGUUCCUGAAGGAUGUCCAGUACGCAACCUCGAUGCCAAAGGACGAGGAUGACAGCAGGCGCUCGCGGCUCCGCAACCUGGCUCCCUUGCUUCCAAACUACAACGCUCCACGGUACGUUUGGCAAGCACUUCGCGACUCCAGCUACCUCGACGACGUGGCCCCCCCGUGCCGCCCCGUCUCGUCAUCGGCAGGCACUUGCCAUGUCAGAGGUGGCCUCCCGGACGACGCUUCGGAUGACGCUUCGGAUGACGCUUCGAGCGACGCUUCGGCCGACACUCUGCGUGACUCUCGGCAUCACCAUGGCCGUCCUCGAGAUGGCUCCCCCCGAAAUCGUUCCGAGUAUGAUGGCCAUUCGGAUGGCUCCUCCAAUGCCUCCUCUGACGAUCCGCCCGAGACAGAGGGGGCCGCUCAAUCCGUUCACGACUCGGUCAUGGACGUCGGCGUUGACAUUAGGUCUGGCAGGGCCUCUCCGGACACAGUGGACCCCGGCAACGUCAUCGAGGUCAUUGAUAUAACGGGAGACGACGACGACGACGAUGAUGAUGAUGAUGAUGAUGAUGAUGAUGAUGAUGAUGAUGAUGAUGAUGAUGAUGAUGGUAGUGAUGGAGAUGGUGACGAUGCGGACGACGAUGGCAAUGUGGACGAUGACGAUGACGACGAACUGAAGACGGACGUGUCGGAGCACGACGCACGCACGGUGUCGGACGAGAGCUCGUUGUUUAUACGCAGCGAUCUUGGCAACAACGGCUCGGGCCUAGCAGCAUACGGCCAAGGCGGAGCAUACCCAUCGCAUCUGCCUUCCCGUGAAAGCUCGCUGUUCGUCCGCAGUGACGGGACAGCCUCGAUGAUGAUUGACUUGACAUCCCUCGAGGAUUAG
Messenger RNA from Drechmeria coniospora, 2526 nucleotides. RefSeq lists its product as uncharacterized. The transcript is spliced from 2 exons. Lineage: Eukaryota; Fungi; Ascomycota; Sordariomycetes; Hypocreales; Ophiocordycipitaceae. The record is from RefSeq and is a predicted model, not a curated record. The coding region runs from base 1 to 2526 and encodes 841 amino acids.